GGUUCAUAUUGCAAAUUUCAUAGAUUAGUAAGGACCCUCAAAGAAAAUUACAAGAUUAUGGCGCACUACAGACUCUCUCUUCGGCAACCACCAUGCCUUGAUUUUUCUUCCCAAUGUUUGUGGUGGACGGUUCUCAGUUCAUGCACGGAUCAAGCCAGGGUGGCGAAGCCGCUCCUUUUUUUCGCCUCUCUAUGCUGAUGUGAUCAACAAUCCCCUCAACGGAUAUGGCCCUCCUUGGGGACCAGCAAGAGUGUUGUGCUCAUGCACCACAACCAUAUAGCCAUGGUUGAGCUCUUCGUACCUUCGAGGCCUGACCUUCUUGUGACAAUGUCUACCUAGCCGUGUUGCCUAUGUUCUACAUCUACGGCCUCCUGCUCUUUGUUGUGGGCCUCUAUCGCCUGGCUCCAUGGUCAUGGUCAUGAGGAGGUUUGGCGUAGCCGAGUCUGUUAGGGUAAUCCACAUGGACAAAGUCACGACACUUGGUGGUUGCUACACAUCAUGGUGGCACUGGUGGCAACAGGCUCAUUCAAGACUUUCUCAAGGUUGAUUCUCUCGGAUGAUCCUCUCAGGCCAGCCAAUCCACAUCAGUUGGCCCAUCUUAAGGAUAAUUAGUCAAGAAAGAAGUUCCUACCACAUUGCCAACUAAUGCCAAAUUUACCGUGCCAGUUUGGGAGAGUAAAUGUUGCUGACAACAUGGUAUGGCCAGACCAUGUAGUGCAUCCGCCGUAGAGUUGGUCCUCUCUACAUGAGCAUGCAAGAGAAACUUGGUGGCGACAGUACAAGCUUGCCACCAACGCAAGAGAUAUCCAACCUAAUGAAGAGAAAUGAAGAAUUGAUAGGACGAUUCAUGUUUGUCGUCGACCACAACAAAACACUUACAUGCCAUUUCGCAGACUUGGCUGUUGCAGGCGGGAGAGGCAGAACAAACUAUAUGCUGCUUGCUAUAAGCAGUAUAGUUGGGAGAAAAUACAUUGUUGCAGCCAAAGUUCAGGCAGAAGCCAUCGAUGUUGUGAACAUAUUAUUCCACGUCUCCAGGACUCAAUUGAUCAGCACUAUAGAUCCAGAGGUAGCAUCCAGUAGCACACCUAAACUGCCCGCAAGUAUUCCAAAAUCUACACGGCUUGCUCUACCAGAAAGCAUGGCAACCCCAUCAGACAACAACAAAAUUUCAGAGACAACACCAACUAAAGAGAUCAUACAAGCCAUUGAUUCAGAUUUAGAAGGGGAAGUAGGCUUCACAACAAAACGCAAGAAAAGGAAAGCCCAGAAGUACACCACCAAACAAAGUACAACCAACGAUAAAAGAAAGGUAAAGAUGGAGUUGUUUCGACCUAAAUAGGAGCCUAUACCCAUCAAGUAAGAACUCGAGGUGCACACCAUAUUAACCUCACUGUGGCAUUGAUUAGUGUACUAACUAAGGUUGCUGAACUUUUGAAGGAUGUCCAAGUGGGUCAGCUUAAGAGUGUUUUCGCAAUAUGUUUCACUUUAUGACUUCUGUAGUUAGAAUGUAUUCUAAUGGGUUACUGAUAAUUAAGUUUUAGUUCUGAUGCAAUUAUGUUUCAUCAUUAGGGUUUACAAAGUUGGACCUGUCAAAACUAGAGUGGUGAUAGGGAUAUGGAUGAGCCAUGCAAUUACAUGUGCCUCUGUAAUCGUGAGACCAACAGAAGAUUGCCGAUAUCUACUGCCAAACUGAUCUGCAUGUCAUGCCAUAUGUUUAGGUAGAGAAUUUUACCACUUCAAUGCUGGCAAAUAUUGUACUACUCCGUACAUGAUAUGUAAGUAGAGCUUAGUAAACAAUAUUUUAAUAUCUGUUAUACGAUAAGUCUCUUCUAUAUAGUUUUCCGUAGUAGUGGGAUUAUGGAGAGCCUUUCUCUAGAAGGAUAAAACAAAACUCUUAAGCAAAUAAUAAAGCCCAGUAAAGGGUGUUCUUGACCAUUAUUUUCAUUUCUCAUACCGGACCAACAUGUACCCAUAUUCCACCAAUUAGUAGCACUUGCCAAAUAUGCUCCUCCGCGUGAGAACUGU
Messenger RNA from Lolium perenne, 2025 nucleotides. NCBI's taxonomy places the organism in Eukaryota, Viridiplantae, Streptophyta, Magnoliopsida, Poales, Poaceae. The record is from RefSeq and is a predicted model, not a curated record.